AUGGCAGCCUCCAUAAAUGACGAAUAUUUGACGAAAUCACGUUUAAAAUUCGACAUUUCUGCUCAUAAUAAACGUUUAGAAUGCAUAAGAAAAACUGAAUUUGCAAGAUUAGGUGAUGCCAUUUACCUCGACCACACCGGUGCUACUUUAUAUGCCAAGAGUCAGAUUGAAGCGUAUUCUGAGGACCUGUUGACUCACGUGUACGGGAACCCUCACAGUCUCAACGCCAGCAGCCAGCUCACGACAGACUUGGUGGAUCAAGUCAGGUUCAGGAUCUUACAACACUUCAACACCACACCAGAAGAGUAUAGCAUCAUCUUCACGUCUGGUGCGACAGCUAGUUUAAAACUGCUGGCGGAAAGCUUUGACUUUGUCGGGGAUCUUUCACAAAGAUCAGGAACUAGGUCACUGGAUAGUGACGAGACAGCCGUUCUCAAAAACGCAGAUGAGAAUGACACUGAAAGGGGUGUGCAAUGUGAAGAUGGUGGGUCAUCGCAAGGGGUCAAACACUGUCCCAGCACUAAUAAUGUUGCUGCCAAAGAUAUUCCCAUUAAAAACAAUAAUCAGUUCGGAGUAAGAAAAAAAGAGUUCAAAGAAUGUGAACUUGGUUUCCUCUCAGAUAAUUCAAAUGCAAUUGGCACGAAUGGAUGUCUGUGUUAUGUACAGGACAGUCAUACGUCGGUUGUUGGUAUGCGGGAAGUGGCAACCAGUCGGGGUGCUGCCGUCUUCUGUUUGGCCGAAAAGAUCAUUGAAGAAGUAUUUACUUCCAGUCAAUGUGAUGAGAAGCACCCUGAUAGCGCAGGGUCUGGAGACCAUGCUAGAGUGACCUCUCAAGGUUGCUUAGGUCAUGGACAGCUGACCUUGGGUAAAGGGGAAUCGACCCAGAGGUCAGAACUUGGGUUGAAGGUCAUCCCAAAUGAUAAUGCUCCUGAAACAUCUGUGAUACAGAAUGGAAAUAAUUGUAAUACAGAAACUUAUCAAAAGCUCAAUAAAAAUGCUGCCAUAAGUGUGAGGGAAAGGUCAAGGUCAGAACCGAUAGAAAGUGUCAAGGUCAGACAGCAAUUCCAAGGUCAGAGAAUGGUGACCUCUGGGAAUGGACUGUUUGUCUUUCCACCGCAGAGUAACUUUUCUGGACAGAAAUACCCGUUAGAUUGGAUCGGGUGUGUGCAGAAUUGCAUGAUGGGAUGUGGAUCAUGUGACAGGUGGUACGUCGCAUUGGAUGCUGCCACGUUUGUCGCGACCAAUCCAUUAGAUCUGAGCGUAUGGCAGCCAGACUUCGUGGUGCUGUCAUUCUACAAGAUGUUUGGAUUCCCAACAGGCAUCGGUGCUCUGAUUGUGAAGAAGACAAAUGCUCAUCUGCUGCAGAAGGCCUACUUCGGAGGCGGGACUGUGCUUGUCAACUUGUCCAAAGAACGAUUCCAUGUGCCCAGGCCUGAUCUGGCUGAGAGGUUUGAAGAUGGAACUAUUGCAUUCCUUGACAUCCUGGCUCUGAAGCAUGGAUUUGAUACCUUAGCGAAAAUAGGAGGACCAAUGACCACUGUAUCUCAUCACACCUAUGCCCUCGCAAAACAUGUCUUCAGUCACCUACGCUCAAUGACCCACCCUAACGGAGCCCCGGUCACGGAGCUCUACACUGGAACAGACUUCAGCAACAUCGCCAAGCAAGGCAACAUUGUCAAUUUCAACGUUUUGAGAAGUGAUGGGUCGUAUGUUGGUUUCAGCCAGGUUGACCGCCUCGCGCAGAUCCACAACAUCCAUCUGAGAAUUGGCUGUUUCUGUAACAUCGGUGCUUGUCAGAGGUUCCUGGGUCUCACGGAUCAGCACGUCAUGGACAAUUUCAAGGCAGGGCAUGUUUGCGGCGAUGACAUGGACCUAGUCAACGGGAAGCCAACUGGAUCUGUCCGCAUCUCAUUUGGUUACAUGUCGACCCUGAGUGAUACUGAGGCGUUCCUGCAGUUUGUGAGAGAAUGCUUCGUGGAGAAAGGAGCGGGUUUGGAUGAACUGGUUGGAAGGGAGAAGCGAGGGGACAAAGGGGUAGCCCCAGCAGCAGUCAAUAACAGUACUAGUAUACGAAAAGCAGAAGAGGUUGAGACCCCGAGAGAAUCUGAACCGAAUCAAGACAACACACCGACACGGCAUCUAAGUAACAAAUCAAUUGCUUGGGUUGAAGGUGACAACGAUUAUGUUGAUCGACUGAAACUAAAAUUUCGCUGCCAGUACACUGGGAGGAAUACUACCUCUAGGGAACCACUUUUGAGUGGUAUUUGUAUUUAUCCCGUCAAGUCCUGUGGGGCGCUGAAGGUGAACCAGUGGGAGCUCAGCACCACCGGCCUGAUGUACGACAGAGGAUGGAUGAUUGUAAACCAACACGGUACCUGCCUCAGUCAGAAGAGGGAGCCGAAACUCUGCCUGAUCAAGCCCUACCUUGACCUUAACGAAAACUUGCUGGUGUUAACCAUUGAGGGUGAGGCCAACCUGUUGGUACCAAUCGAUCUGAAGCUCGGGGCAACCAUUGAAGGACAAAUGUGUCCGACUACGGUCUGUGGUGACAAAAUCAGUGGUGUUGAUUGUGGUCUGGUGGCGUCUGAUUGGGUGAGCUUAGUCCUCGGUCGUCCGGGCUCUCGCCUUAUCCGGCAGUGCAAUGCGGGGGACAGGAGGAGUAAAUUGAAAAAAGAUACGGAUGGGUCGUCACGUCUGUCAUUCACGAACGAGUCUCAGUUCCUCCUUGUCAAUGAGACCAGCAGUGAAAGGCUUCUCGCCAUGAUGCAGAAUGGCUCACCCACACAGUCAAAAGACAGAGAUACAGAUACACGAAAUCUUAUUGAUCGAUUCCGGGCCAACUUUGUGAUAUCUGGUGCAGACGCGUUUGAAGAAGACGCUUGGUCAAAGAUAACAAUCGGAGAACACAAUUUUAUGAGUUUGGGUGAAUGUAACCGUUGUCAGAUGAUAUGUCUGGACCAGGAGACUGGCGUCAGGAGUAGGGAGCCUCUGAUGACCCUUGCUGCCUUCAGGGGGGCCAACAAGGUCACGUUCGGUAUCCACCUCAAGCACACAACUUCGCCCGGACAGAAAGUGGUGAUGCGAGUUGGAGAUCAAAUCAAGAUUAUGUCAUAGCACAAAUUAACAAAGGAUUCUACCUUGUCUAUCGAGCCUGAGAGAUAUGCUGUGCAGGGCUGAAUUAAACUUUUUGGUCCGGGGAGGGGGGGAGGGCGGUGCAUAACACCACUUUUCAUCCCAAAAGGGCCCAAAUCUGCCUGAAAAACACGUUUUUGCCACCCUGCACCCCCCCCCCAAACGCAAAAUAUGGCCCUGGUGUGAUUGAUUUUUAGAUGUAUGGUAAUGGUGGAACACUAUAUACUUGUAUGCUCUUAUGAUUAAUGUUAAAAUAUUAAUUUCAAAGCCAUGACAUUUAUAUACAUAUGUAUUGUCUUAUUUGUUCGGUGAUUAAAUGCUCUGGUGAUAUGGUACAUUGUGCAUGUAACUUAUGUAAUCAAACUCUAUGCAUGACAAAAGUAAAAAAGUUACUGGUGCUAGUUCAGUUUAGUAGACGAUAUUAGUGUGAUAUUAGUCUCAUUGGUAGUCUCUAGGACUGACCGGGUGAUAUUUUUUAAAAAGCAGCUAUUAUAUAAGGGCAGAGACAUGUAUUCAUCCACGAUGGGAAGUGUGGCACAGUCACAUAGAGCAUAAUAAAAUGUCAAGUUGCGGUAAAUACAUGGCUGGGAUGGAUCAAAGUGGAAUGAAUUCUCAAUCUGUGGUCAACUCUAAAUCUACAGAGUCAGGCCAUCACAGAAAUAUGCUUUUUGACAAUUUAUUUAAGAAAAUGUGGUCUCACUGGUCAGUUUAGAACUCGUAUUUUGAUAGGGCCAAUGCGCGAGUGUCAAUUUGACGGAUGGGCUGUACAGAAGUCUUUUUUUCUCAGGCAUUUGGUAUUGGAAUGUUGUAAAAUUUUAUUAUGAUAUUGGUGGAGGAUUCUUCUAAACACAUAUAAAAUUUGGUGAGGAUUGAUUGGCCUUAGGGGUAUUUUAUUUACCAAAACCUAUAACUAGCAAUGUACACGUAAUGUACACAGUGUGUAAUAGAGGUCUCUUUUUUGUUUUUGUUUUUUUUCAUAUUACCGGUGUCGUAACCCUAUUGGAUUUUUGCCGGAGGUAUGGAGUCCACUAUAGGCUACAUUCCACCUAUGCGGGAUCUUGUACUUGCCCUGGUAUAGACACUCGGGUACAAGGGACCACGGCUUUCAGUCUCAUCCGACAGACCCUCGAGUAUUUCAAACGUUUGUACGUGUUGUGAAGAGCCAGGAAUUUUAGUUCCUUGAAAGCCACGCCAGUUCAUCCAAAAAAAAUAUUGUGGGUUCUCCCCAUGAUAGAACCCGGGCCCUUUUGCGUGGUAGUCAGCAGUGUUAACCACCAGGCUAUGAGGCUCCUUGAUAUUAUAGCCUUUUAUUUACUCAAUGCUACAUAUACAUGACUUCACUCUACAUUACAUGUACAACAUUACCAAUGCUGCUCGUACCUUUUAUACAUCUUGUAUUUGUAUAUCGUUUACAAAUCAAUAAAAUUUUA
Lineus longissimus is the source of this 4562-nucleotide messenger RNA. RefSeq names its product molybdenum cofactor sulfurase-like. Lineage: Eukaryota; Metazoa; Nemertea; Pilidiophora; Heteronemertea; Lineidae. The record is from RefSeq and is a predicted model, not a curated record. The coding region runs from base 1 to 3114 and encodes 1037 amino acids. Gene Ontology annotation, molecular function: pyridoxal phosphate binding; molybdenum ion binding; molybdenum cofactor sulfurtransferase activity. The transcript has 17 exons. Gene Ontology annotation, biological process: Mo-molybdopterin cofactor biosynthetic process.